Eutrema salsugineum is the source of this 2334-nucleotide messenger RNA. RefSeq lists its product as uncharacterized. The transcript has 3 exons. The record is from RefSeq and is a predicted model, not a curated record. The coding region runs from base 1 to 2334 and encodes 777 amino acids. NCBI's taxonomy places the organism in Eukaryota, Viridiplantae, Streptophyta, Magnoliopsida, Brassicales, Brassicaceae.
AUGUCGAGCCGCUCCGACAAUUCGUUGGAUUCAAUUUUUCAUUACAAGCCGAGCCGCGUAGAUGCCGAGGCGAGAGGUACGACAGAAUCCUCCGAGGCGUCUGUUUCGCGGAGCCCCUCCAACCGUUCAUCUGACGAGGCGUCAAAUCAUGCAAAUCCGUCAGAUGACGGCUCUCCGGAUGACGAGCCGUCGGUUUCGACGAGCCGUCCCCAGGAUCCCGUUCCUGAUGAAGACAUUAAUCGCGCCGCACUUAAGGCCGAGGAGGCAUUUCCCUUUGACCUUUUCGAGGCGAAGCGUGAAUUGGAACGUCUCAUAGCGUCCCGAGGCGCUUCCACAUCUGGGCGAGGGCCACGAGUUAAGAGACAAAAACCUGACCCGCCUGGCUCUACGCUUUGCUCCCUUGAGUCGCUCGAGGCCUUGAGGCAUCGCUUCGGGAUAUCCGAGGCGGUGGAGUUCGUCGUUCCAGAGAAGAGCGACCGAGCCGACAAGCCUCCAGAGAAGCAUUUCACUCUGUACGAGGCGUUCUUCGAGCUUUGCUUCCUCUGGUUCCCGAUCCCCAGAGUGAUUCUUGAAUAUCUCUGGAAACACGGGAUCUUGAUUGGGCAAAUCAUGCCGAGGGGAUUACGGCAUAUGAUUGGCAUCUUAGUUCGAAGCUUCGAAUGCGGACUUGAUAUCGAGCUGAAUCACCUGCUGAACUUGCUGGAAAUCAGGAAAGAUCCGAAAGGAAAUAGAUUCUAUAUUUCCAACAAGGCGAAGCGACGGAUCAUCGGCGGUUUUCCCAGCAAGGAUCAGUUUUGGACUGAACGCUUCUUCUACGUCUUGGUGAACGAGGCGUUGUUCGGCAAGGAUUACGUUCAAAGAACCAAGACCGCUUGGGGACCACUUGUUCGGUGCUUUCUUCCCCCGAUUCCAGACGACCACUUUACUGUUCGAGACUCUCUUUUGGCGCGGAAGGUUAAUUGGAGGAAGAAUUUCACCCUCGAAAGAGUGGAAAAAGCGCGAGCCUUCCUUGCCGGAGUCCCCGUCAGCUCUUCGUCCUCCAGUUCUUCAAGAGAUACCCGAGAGAAGAUGGUGAUAAUCGCUCUCAGGGAAAGGAAGAGGUGCGAGGAAGAAGAGGCCGCGAGACAAGCUGCUGAGGCGGUUCAAGCGCAGACCGAGGCGGUUCCAGCGCAAACCAAGGCCAUCCCUCAACCCGACCCGCCGAGCCGGGAAGGAGACGAAAUGGUCCGAGCCGCAGAAGGCAACACUGCCAAGGCGGUCGAGAGAGAUGCAGCGCCCAAGGUAGAACCCGGCGAAAUCAUUCUCGAGGCGUCCGGGAAUGAUUCGGCGGUGCGGAGCAAAACUCCUUCGAACUCCGUCAUUUUAGCCCUCCCAAAGCCGAUGAGGCCCCCGACUUCAGUCGUUCAGAAACAUAACCCGAGCCGAAAACGUUCGGCCGCUGACAAGGGGAAGGGUGUUGCUGUUCAGAAGGAUGAGCCGUCCAAGAAGAGGCGGAAGCCGACGCCCGGGGACCCCGCCGCGUGCAAGUUGACGACCCCGACGCCUCUGCCGUCAUGUUCUCGCUUUGUCGCGGCCAAUAACGACCUGAUGGCCGAGUACGAGGUGGACCUGUCUAAGGUCGAACGUCGCUUGGCCGAGGCCCAAAAUGAGACCGCGGCGUCAAAGGCGAAGCUUGAAGAGGCUCAGAACGAAGCCGCAGCGGCAAAGGGGAAACUGGACGAGGCGGUGGCCAAGGCGUCCAAGCUGCAAGAGGAGAAGAUCGUUCUGCGCGCCAACGUUGACAAGGUCUCCGCCUCGGUCAUUCGCAUCGAGGAGGCGAGGAGAGCUAAAAGCGCUGAGGUGGCGAUUCUGAAGAGGCGUAUCGAGGCCAAGGACGCCUUGUUCGAUGCCAAGGUCAAGCGGGCGAAAAAGGAGGCGAGGCGAGAGCUUACGGCGAAGUUUCAGGAACGCCUCGCCACGGUGGAGGAGGGUUUGGCCAAGCUCGAGAAGGCCAAAAAUGACGAGAACAAUCUGGGGCAAAUCAAGGGAAACCUUGCGAUGAUUGCCGUCCUGAAGAAACCAGACGCCCCGACGCUCGAUGAUGAGGAGGCGCAGCUGAAGAGCUGGGAGAGCGAAUAUGCCAACGACGACGCAUAUGAGCGCAUUGCCUUCAAGAUCCGAGGCGAGCUGGUUUUCUCGCCCGUAUCGCCGGACUCGGUCGACACCAGCCUUGGUAACGAGCCGCUCGAAGAGACAGUGGCUAACUUAGGGGUCGUAGAUCCGAACGGAUCGAACGCGGGUACGCCGGUCCUCUCGAACCUCCUUGCUGAGCGUGAAACGCAGUCCGCGGCCUGA